CCACCGGCUUGGAUGGACGCACCGAGGCUGCCCCGGCGUCCACUCAUCUUCUUUUUGAAGUUGAUCCUGAUCGUUUUCUAUGCAGGUAGUUGCCUUGCUCAAUGUGGCAAAGACUGCAGAUCUUACUGCUGUGAUGGGACCACUCCCUACUGUUGCUCCUACUACGCCUAUAUUGGGAACAUUCUCUCGGGCACUGCCAUCGCCGGUAUUGUAUUUGGAAUCGUAUUUAUCAUGGGAGUCAUAGCCGGAAUCGCCAUAUGCAUCUGUAUGUGCAUGAAGAACAACCGUGGGACCCGUGUGGGUGUUAUCCGGACCACCCACAUCAAUGCCAUCUCCUCAUAUCCUGCACCACCACCCUAUAGCUAUGACCAUGAGCUGGAAUACUCUGCAGACUUGCCUCCACCAUACUCCCCAACACCACAGCCUUCAGCAGAGCGGUCACCGCCUCCUCCUUAUCCUGGAAAUUCAAGGAAAUAA
Orycteropus afer afer is the source of this 477-nucleotide messenger RNA. The record is from RefSeq and is a predicted model, not a curated record. NCBI's taxonomy places the organism in Eukaryota, Metazoa, Chordata, Mammalia, Tubulidentata, Orycteropodidae.